Chara braunii is the source of this 1269-nucleotide messenger RNA. The record is from the annotation of a GenBank genome assembly. NCBI's taxonomy places the organism in Eukaryota, Viridiplantae, Streptophyta, Charophyceae, Charales, Characeae.
CGGCUGAUUGGGGAGCAGCACAAUAAGAUAUAAUAACUGUAGAAUUGGUGACAUCAACGACCUCAACCAUGACGACAACGGCCUCAACCAUGACGACAUCCGCGGUGCAGCUGGCGAUGGAGACAGCACCCAUGCAGGAUGCUGUCGCUGCUGCCGUGUUUGAAGAGGAGGGGGCCGCGCUGGAGAUGGUGCGGAUGUAUAGGCGACAGGUUGAGGACAUCUACGCCGUGCUUAUUCAACAUCAGCACAAUCUACCCGCGGACCUUCUGGGGGAAGGUGAGGAGCUGUUCAAUGGCUGGGAGGAGGAGCUCCGUGAAAAUCUUCCUAUUCAACGGUUGGGAGCCAUCGAGAGAGCACAGGUGAUGGUGGAAUUGGGGGGUUGUACCGAAGUGUUGGGGGAGGUGAAGGGAUUCCUCGUCGAAUUUCGGAAACGGCUAUGGGGCGCAGGGCCUGAGGAGGGGCGGGUGCUGCCUUCGUCGCCGGAUGCUUCGACCGAAGCAAAUGAUACUCCUAUCUCGACUACCUUCCCUAUCGAGGAAGUGGUGAUUGGCUGCGGGGAACCUGAGGAGGGGCAGGGGACCGACGGCGAACGGGAGGAGUGCCUGUUUGCGAGCAACGAGGAUUACAAUCGGUUAGAGGAGGGGGCUAUCGCCAAGUGUGAAAACCGUGACAACAACAACAACAACAACAACGAUGUCAGUGGCUUCAGCCUUCAGGAUAUCAAAGAUGGGCAUACGCUGGACAACAACAACAACAACAACAACAACAACAACAACAACAACAACAACAACAACAACAACAACAACAACAACAAUAAUGACAAUAACAACAACUACAAAAACGACAGUGUCUUCAACUUCGAGGAUAGCGAUGUUGGGAAUCUGAUGUAUGUGGCGCAGGGUUAUUCCGAUCUCACGCGCAGCAACGAAUACUAUUGCGAUGACCGUGUUGAUAUUGGUAAUAUAGCGGGUGACAACAGAGCUGACGAAGGACAGGGUGGUGGGCAGGCUCUCUCCCUCCUUUUUCGCCUUCCCUUCUCUUGUUGCUGCUCUGUAUUGUGGGGUCAGGAGCGACAGGGCUGGGCGAUUGGGAUGUGUGUAGAACAGGGGGACGGCACGGGACUGGGGGGGGAGCUUUGGUGGCGGGAAGGGGUAGGAUAGGUAAGGUUUUUACCCCCCGGUUAAAAUACGCCUAUGAAUUUUGAAAAUCGGGGGGAAAGUAGUUGAGGGCAAUAUGAUAUAAAUCUGUUAAUCAAUUCGCUUGUACGCC